Messenger RNA from Agrilus planipennis (emerald ash borer), 4377 nucleotides. RefSeq names its product monocarboxylate transporter 12-like. The transcript has 9 exons. The coding region runs from base 1588 to 3873 and encodes 761 amino acids. Gene Ontology annotation, molecular function: monocarboxylic acid transmembrane transporter activity. NCBI's taxonomy places the organism in Eukaryota, Metazoa, Arthropoda, Insecta, Coleoptera, Buprestidae. Gene Ontology annotation, biological process: monocarboxylic acid transport; transmembrane transport. The record is from RefSeq and is a predicted model, not a curated record.
ACCAAUUAAAUCAUAAUUAAAAAAUUUAAUACGACACUACGAUUAAAUAUGAAACAAUGUAGCAACUAAUAAUUGUAUGUAAAAAUUCUAUAUGUAAAAAUGUGAAAAUAAUCGAAAAUAAUGAACAUUCAUGUAGUAAAUUCGAGGUGGCAAUCGCGCACACUUGUCACGUGCUUAUGUAAUGGUCGUGUAGGCUAACUUUAUUUACCUUCACAUUUUAAUGCAGUUGUUAAUUGGGUGAAGUGGCAAAAAAAUAAAAAUUCCAGUCAUUAUUAUCAGUUAAAUAGUAGUGCUAUAAUUUAAUGUGGUUGAACGUUUUAUGCUAAAUUACUUCGCUAAAUAUGGAGACGGAACUAGAUAAAGUAUGCACUAUACUAGAUAAAUUAACUCUAGAUUCCGUAACACUAAUACAAGAAACAAUUGGAUUAAAAGUUUGUGUAGAAAAUUCAAUGAGCGAUGGAGAGCUACACUUGGCAAAAGCAAGAUACAUUAUGGGACACAAUCAAGUUUCAGCCCUGCAGUUACCUACCGAAAAUAGUACAAAUAUAGAUCCGUUAGUUGUAGUUAAUCGUGACAGUGAAGACCUCACAAAAGAUAAUGUAUUUGACUUAGAAUACAAAAAUGACACUGCACAUGGCAAUUCCAAUAUAGUAAAUCCGAUAAAGUGGUUUGGUGUAUUAGUUCCUCAGAAUCUUCAUCAAGCUCAAGCAAAAUUUAGGCAGGCUAUAGUUUGGAUAGCAAAAUGUGCUAGUUUGCAAGUGCAAUUACAUCAAAACUGCAGUGACAUUCAACAUCUUAGGACUUAUAAGAAUACACUAAAAGAAAAGGUGGAAGAAUAAGAUGAACUGUUUAUUUGUUUUGUUAUGCAAUAGUAUUAUGUGUUAUAUUAAAUUAAUUAAUUCAGCCAUCACUGCAUUUUAUUUUCACAAGUUUUCAUAAUAGGUUAUUAGUUCUUUUGUACAGUAGUUCGAAUGGUGAAAGGUAUUGAUUUUGUCUACACCGUUGCCAAACGUAGUGUGUCCGAUUUACUGAUUAUCGCGCGUAAUAUAAAUUGAUUAAAAAAAUCGGAAGAUAUGUUGAAGGAAAACAAAAUAGAUUAUAGCUCAUUAACUAAAAUUUUUGUUCUAUAAGUAAUGGUUUCCGAUAGAAAACGUUUCAAUAUAAUACAUUCAUUACAAAUUGACAAGCAACUAGCAAUUUUUUAUUCAUUUAAUUAUAAACAAGAAUGCUUUAAAAAUCUAAAGGUAAUUUAACUUUUAAAUAAUUUGUGAACACGAAUUGAAAGUUUGCACAGGCGCUGUUUUGAUGAUGAAUGAAAAGGCUCGUAACUUUGGAAGUAUAAUAUCAGAUACUCCCACACGAUAAAGCUCGUACCUAAUACAAAAUUGUUUCAAAGCUUCGACUACCUUUUUGUUAGUCGUUUGCAGUUUAAUAGUGUUAGAUUUCUCCUAUGUGACAUCACAAAAUGCAGACAUCGAAUCUGCAAAGACGAAGCAGACCAUCGAUCAGCUUCACGUCAUAAAAAAUGUUUUUUCUACCAAGAAUUUCUAUUUAUUCUAAUAAUUUUAGAUACUGCGGAAAUAGGCAAUGGAACCUCAAAUUUACGUCCAAGAAAAAGGUCUAGCCCCGCUAGUGGGAUGGUCAUCUUUCUCCUCGUCUCUAGAUCCUAGUCCCGACAGAAAUUAUGACCACGGAUAUUCUCAAAAGAAAUUUUUGAAAAAUCCAAAAACGAAACUACGAUCUUUUCAAAAUCGAAGCAACAACGAAACAAAAGAAAAACUAUUGACUAGAAAUAAGAACGAAAUUGGGAAGACAAUAAAAGAAAAUUGCACAAGCGAAAAUAAACACAAUCAAAAGCCUAAAAUUCCAGAUGGGGGUUGGGGAUGGGUUAUAGUGUUUUCUUCAUUUCUAAUGUCAAUGAUCGCUGAUGGCAUAUGUUUCACAUUCGGUAUUUUGUAUGUGGAAUUCCUUGAGGAAUUCGGUGCGUCCAAUUCAGUAACGUCAUGGAUCGGGAGUCUGUUCGUAUCUGUACCAUUACUAACGGGUCCCAUAAUGAGUGCCCUGGUGGAGCGUUUCGGAUGCAGAGUAAUGACGAUAGUGGGUGGAAUCAUUUCAGCCGUGGGAUUUUUGUUAAGCUCGUUCGCAGACUCGAUAGCACUCAUGUACCUAACAUUCGGUGUCAUAUCGGGUUUAGGUCUUGGGGUGUGCUAUGUGACUGCAGUUGUAUCAAUCGCUUAUUGGUUUGACAAAAGGAGGACUUUGGCUGUGGGACUUGGUGCCUGUGGUACCGGCGUGGGCACGUUUAUAUACGCGCCCCUAACUCAAUAUCUGAUCGAGGAACUCGGAUGGAGGGGUACCAUGAUUAUUUUAGCGGGCACUCUACUAAAUAUUUGCGUUUGUGGCAUGCUAAUGAAGGAACCUGGGUGGGUUAUAAUGGAACAGAAAGGUUCGAAUGCGAAAACUAGUAAGUACACUUCCAGUGCACAAUCGCUGUCACGGAAAAGCGAAAUUGACGCAGACUUUCCGAAUGUUGAGGAAAUUAGAAAACUGUUGAAAAGAACAGAAAAGCCCGAGUAUAUUUUACAAACUUUGGCAACAUUCAUGGAGUCCCCUAGUGACAAUAACAUUUCUACGAAUAAGUUUAGCAGAUCUGUUGUUAAUAUUCCUACGUUCAUUAAAAAAAGUGAGAAGGUUCCCUUAGAAGUUUUAGAACAAUUAAGCGCGAACAAAAGACUGUACAACGUUAUUUUCGAAAACUACCCCACUCUUUUGACAUGCCGAAGCACUUCCGAAAAAAGUCUGACAACAGUUAUCGACGAGUCGAGCAUUCUUCCACCAACCGUUCCAAUAACUAUGACAAUGAAACUUAAAUUAGCCGAUAAGGAAUUGCAAAAACAAAAUAAAAAGAAGGCCGAAGAUGACGAUAUAUCCACUGAUCUUUUGGAGCGCACAAUCCCAAAUGAAAUUGUUCUUCCAAUAGCACCCCAUUACGCCUUACCCCCCGUUAGAUUAGACUCACUGCCAUUAUUAAGAAGAGAUGGAAUUAAUAUACAACAUUGUCUGCACAGUUUAAAGUUACACAAACAUUCUUUGGUCUAUCGUUGUGCCGGUUUGAGUUCGUCUAAUUACAGGCUUAUGGCUUCCAGUUGUCCUAAUAUUUAUCGAAAUUCAGCGACCAUAUUAAUAAAGAAAACAAAACAGAGAUGGUACAAAGGCAUCGUUGAAAUUUUGAAAAGCAUAAUUGAUUUUUCCCUUUUUUUGGACUUACAUUUUUUCUUGAUGUCCCUUUCGACGAUGAUCCUCUUCACUUGGUUUAUCGUGCCUUACUUUUAUUUGGUGGAACAUCUGCAAAGAAAUCGAUACACAGACUCAGAGGCGUCGGUAACAAUAUCGAUUCUGGGAGCGAGCAAUUUUGUGGGCAUGAUUGGUCUUGGUUGGGCAGGGGACAGACCGUGGAUGAACGUUUUAAAAGCGUACGCCGUUUGCCUUAUUCUAUGUGGUGUUUCGUGUGUAGCAAUUAUGGUUUUUACCGAAAAUUAUACAAUGGUUCUUGUAUUCUCGGCUUCGUUUGGAUUGUUCUUUUCUAGUACUUACUCGUUUACACCAGCUAUUUUGGUGGAACUUAUUUCACUGGAAAAUUUUACAUUUGCAUACGGACUGAUCCUUCUGUGUCAAGGAAUUGGACACCUAAUAGGACCACCCAUUGCAGGUUAUAUUUUUGACGUAACGAACACAUGGGAACAAACUUUUUGGCAAGCAGGAAUUUGGAUCGUAAUUUCCGGCAUUCUAAUUUUUUUCAUUCCUUACACUUCAAAUAAGCGAAUUUGUGGUUCUGAUACCAAAACCACCAACGACGAAUGUGUGAAAGCGUAAUAAAUAGUUCCUUAUUAACAGUAUUUUAAUUGUUGUAACAUUAAAUUCGUUAACAGCGGUAUUUCACUGCCAUUACGGUGGCGUAACCAAAAAUUUAUUUAAUCGAGUUAUCAUAUAAAUUAUUCGUAACAAAACAACCCCAUUCCCUUUUCGAAAUUAAUUAGAUUAUCAACAAAUACUUACCACAAACUGUAACACUUCCAAAUUGAUAACAAGAAUGGUUGUGAAUUACCAAAGUUUAUACAUAUAAUGUAUUUAAAUAUAUUUACUGUUUAUUAAAUUCGUAAGCUUAAUAUUAUUAUAUUCUAUUAUGUGCUAUUGUUUUUUGCCCAUUUCUGUUCAAUAAAAUAAUAACAAAAAGAAAACUUAUCUAGUAUCAUUUUAACGAUUUUUUAAAUGAGUAAAUUUGGCGCCACCAAAAGGAAUGUAAAGAAUUGAACAUACAGUAGAAUUCGUACAUUAUGACUUCGCCUAUAUUGACCAACCGCUUAAUAUGAAGUCAUU